This is a messenger RNA of Pungitius pungitius (ninespine stickleback), 3646 nucleotides long. RefSeq names its product zinc finger protein 451 (gene znf451). The record is from RefSeq and is a predicted model, not a curated record. Gene Ontology annotation, biological process: regulation of transcription by RNA polymerase II. The transcript has 13 exons. Gene Ontology annotation, molecular function: sequence-specific DNA binding; DNA-binding transcription factor activity, RNA polymerase II-specific. Gene Ontology annotation, cellular component: nucleus. The coding region runs from base 501 to 3083 and encodes 860 amino acids. NCBI's taxonomy places the organism in Eukaryota, Metazoa, Chordata, Actinopteri, Perciformes, Gasterosteidae.
AUAGAUGCUAUUAUCAUUUGUACUCAAAUUGUCCCAGUCCAAUGCACUGCUAAAUACUGUUACAUGAAUGUUAGAUUUAAUGUAUACACACAGACGUAAUGUCAGCAUAAUCGCAAUGCAUUAAUGUUUAAACAUUAUGAAAACACAUUUGUCCAAAUGAUCCGUGCUCUAGAAUAUAAUUUACAGUUACUGUAAUAAAAAUCUGGGUACAGCCACAACAUUAUCCUGAACUAAAGCGUUAAUACAAUGACUGUUUGCAAUAGCUACACAUUUCGGCCCGGGCUAAGUAAGAACUGACGGGCGGAGUUUGUUCCCGCAUUUGAUCCGCUGUGAAAGGCACUAACCCCCUCCCUACGGUACACUCCUUACAGAAAAGAAGCGCUUCAGUUACACGUGACCUUUCAGACCAGACUAGCUGGGUACGUUUAAUGGAUUUGGGGUGUUAUAGCUAACUCCAGUCUGUCACCCGGUGGCGGGCCGACAUAAUAAGCAGAAGAGAAAUGUCUUCUCCAACUGGAGCAGACGAGGACGAGGUGGAAGAAGUGGAGUUUGUAUCAGAGGGCACUGUCAAACCAGUAUUGGAAUGUAUUGAUCUGCUGAGUGAUAAUGAGGAUGAGGGAUGCUCAUCUGCGGCAGGCACGGUUGAAGAUAAAAUCACCCGCCAUAAAGCGCAUGUUACAUCUACCCUGGAAAGGCUAGCACAACAGGUGGCCUUGGAUAGAAAGGAAAGAUCAGAUAAAUGUAAAGCCUUCAAGGAGAAGCAAAUCUCUCAAAGAGCCCGUGGACAGCAGGAGCUGGCCGUUAGUAGUUCUCCGUAUGGAAUUAAUCAGGAAGCCAAGCACUGUGUAGACAUGUGGUUAAAGAUGCCAGGUCUUGGACCUGGAGCGUUCAAUCCUGGAUUUGGAAGAAGAAGAAAAAGACCUGCUUCUUCCCCUGUAAACCAUUCAACCCAACACACUUGUCCAGUGAUCAACUGUGGUCGAGUUUAUGACAAUGCGUCUCUCCUUGAAGGCCACCUUAAAAGGUUCGAUCACUCACCCUGUGACCCAACCAUCAACGUUAGAGGAUGCCCAUCAAACCUCUUUGCCUGUGUUGCCUGUGGUCAACAGUUUCCGACUGAAGAAGCAUGGAGGAAACAUCUUGAGUUUAAGGUGUCCUCAUUGGUUGCCGAUGGUCACAGCAUGGAACAGACUCACCAGUGGAUCGUGUGUUUUGCCUGUCCUGACUGCUACUUCCUCUUCAACCUCCGAGACGAGUGUCUUCAGCACAUGUCAGCCAAAAACCACUUCACAGAGUCAUUCCCCAUGAAUGACACCAGAGGAAGAGCACUGCCGGUUCCGGUUUCACAAUAUGUCAAGAAUCGUCUCAUAACUUUGUGCAAAGAUGUUCACUUCAAUGUCCGAUGCUCCUUAUGUCACAAAGUACUGAUCUCACAUCAGGCCGCUCAAGCUCACUUUAAUGUGCACUGCAGACAGGGCUGCGCGGUGGCCAAGGCUGAUAAAACGGUUGCACAGGUGAUGAAACAACUGCAAGUGCGAGGGCAGUGCUCCGUCUGCUGUAAAAUCUUCUUCAGCCCCGCUGAUAUUGAGAGGCACAAAGAAUCGACCCAGCACCUAGUGGAGGUCAACCAAACUAUGGCGAAAGCCCUCCUUCAGCACUGCAGGUUCAGUGAAAAGCACCAGGGCCACGCGGAGAGGAAAAGGCAGUCCUCCAGCCCUGAAAAAGCUUUUCAAAAGACAAAUAAGGGCCGUGAGUGUGAAGAAUCUUCCGGCAAACGGAGACGACUGAGCGUUAAUGGCAGCCGGAACUCCGCGGCCGCGUGGUUCUGCGAGUGUGGUCUACGGUUCUCAGAGGAGGCCACAGCCACCAAUCAUCUCUUGGCUGUAAACCAAAUUUUCCACCAGUGCGCCGUGUGUGGCAAACAGAUGGGAGAGUCGGCCAUCACCCGCCUGCACAUGAGCCGCUUCCACGGGGGAGCUCAUCUCUCCAACUUCCUCUUCUACUGCCGCAGGUGCAAAGUGGAAAUGCCUCGGUACGAAGACAUCCUGGCCCACGUGACGGAAGCCCACAGCGGACACACCUACCUCGCCGAACGGGAGGCGCCCGAGGAGCUCGCCGGCAGCAAGCCCUCCACCAGCGGACGAGUCGACCCGCCGCCGCUGCCGCCCUCCUCCUCCGAGUGCGCGGCGCGGCGGAGCGCGGUGGAGGCGCCCUCGGAGGCCGAGCGGACCUGGAUGUGCAGGAUGUGCGAGGACACCUUCGGCUCCGAGCGGGACGUCCGCAGGCACUGCCGCGACGCGAGCGCUCACAGCUUCCAGAGGUUCAUCUGCGGACACUGCCCCCAGAAGUUCUUCAAGGAGUCCACCGUCCGGCGGCACUGCGCCAACGAGCACGGCGGGCGGAUCCAGAGCUCCCACUUCUGCGGCCUCUGCGACAGCAUGCGCUUCGAGUCCGAGGGCGAGUUUUUGGAGCACUACAAGAGUCUACACAGUAGAGACUACUACUGCGUGGAAGACGUGGAGGUUGUUGAGGCAGGUGGCGGCGGCGGUCGGCCGGCGUGCCCGUGCAUGGGUUCGGUGAAGGGGAAAGCGGAAAUGAAAGCAACGUACACACAAUGCAUGAGGAAUCUGUCCGACGAAGGAAAAUGUCACUACGUGUGCGCUUGCUGUGGCGCCUGUGUGCCCUCCUUCGCCCGGAUGAAGACUCACGUCCACACGAAGCACGCGGCGGAGAACCCGGACAGGGCCUUCGCCGUGGAGUGCAAGGUCUGCCUGGAGAGUUUCACGGGCGUACCAGGUUUCCAUACCCACUAUCACUCCCGACACUGUGCACUGCAACCCUGCGGCGUGAAAGCAGAACCAGCUGUCAAAGCCCUCGAUGCAGUGCCGAUCUCACCAGGCGCCGACGAAAUUGAAGAGGAAACAUUGGAGUUUUCGAACAUGGAUCGCGCCAACAAAGAGAGUGAAGCAUGUGAAAGUGAACCCGAUGAGGAGAUGAACCAUGAACCGUCUUUGAGUGCAGAGGCAGAAGUAGAAUCAGCAGAGUUAGAAGAAGCCCUUAAAAGAAGCCUUCUGGAGUAUUGAGUACACACCGUGUUUUUUUUUUAUUUUAUUUUUUUAUUUCCGUAUUUGAGACUCAUUGUUUUGUACCAGGUAUUUGUGUUCAGAAUAUUCUAAAUAAAUGUUGCCAUUUAACUUUACUGUACUAAUGAGUUAUUUGUAUAAUGUAUCAAUAUGAAGAAAUAAUUACCGGGCAUUCCCACCUCAGGGAACCACCCACAUCUUGCUAGAAGGUUGCUCUGUGGCUGUGGAGUUAUGGCCUCUGCAGACCCUUUGGUGUGUUGACAUGUGUGUAAAUGGCCUCGAUGACUCUGCAGAAUUCCGAGGUCACAGUGCAUCUCCAAUUGCAGUCUCUGUUUUCAUUGCACACUUAAGGUCCAGUGCAUUGGACGCACCGUAGGCAGCAGGGCCAACCUUUUGUGUGUUGCUUGUUUUUUCUUCUUUCUUCUCAUCCUCCUCAUUACUUUGUUGCAUAAUUUGUUUUUCUCGCUAGUUUGACUCAGAUAGUGGUGACUCAUCGCGAUAAGAUCUUUUCUAAGCAGUGAGUGUUUGUACUAUAAUAGGAACAAGUUAAUUGUGCAUCCCAG